UGCAUGUUUAUUCUUCUUUCCCGUUAACCAUUGUCGGUCGAUAUAGUUUUAGGUUACGGCUCGCGAGAAAAGUGAUAGAGAUUUAACUCCAAAUCGAAGUCCUGAUUUGAGAUUCUUCUUCGUCUGUAUAUCACGAAUCUCUAGCCAUAGCCCAUAUUUUUCUUCGUCUGUCUCUCAGUGUAAUGUUCUGCGAGAAAUUCGAGUCUCAGAUGUGAUCUGUCGGCGUCUAUGGAUGGUGUUGAUUUGAUUAGGGUUUUGUUGGAAUUUAUCUCUGCUCUACGCCUGCGACGACCAGUACUUGUUGGAUCCGAAAGUUGCUUGAAGUAUAUUGCUCCUUCCCUGUACAAGACUGCAAUCACAGUGGCUCAUACAUUGAUCUCUACGGUUACUACAUAUCUACUUUCCACCUCGGAAGAGACUCCCAUUUUCAAAGAUUGGAUCAAUGGUUUGCAAACCCUGUACCGCCCACAAGAUUGCGUCUGUCCUAUGGUUUUUACUCGAGGAAGGACCAAAACUGACAUAAAAAGUGAAAUAUGCAUUGAUGAGAUAAUAAGCCAUCGAUACAGUGGGAUAUCAGAAACAGUAUUUACUGGAUCUUUGCAAAUUUCUAAAACUGGCGAUGGUGUAGUUCGCUUGAUGGAAGGAAAUACAUAAAUAAGAGCUUAAUGUUUCUUGGUAAUGUCAUCAAUAAGCCAAGUGAAAGUUCAAAGCUAAGGGCACAUAUUCCGAAUUGAGAUAGUAAGCCCACUCGAAGUCUUCAGCUUGCGCUUGGUGGUAAUUAAUGCGAUGACUUGCAUUAUAUGCACUAUGGUAACAGUGAUAGCCUAUGGAUUUGACUCAUUUUCAUCCAUAGUUUAUAGGUGUUUUUACUAAUAAUUAUUAUAUUAUAGAGUCUAUUUAUUAUAUUUAUAAGAUCAGGAGUAUUUUGGAGAUAAGUGAUGAUUUUAGAGCAUUUU
This is a messenger RNA of Brassica napus (rape), 956 nucleotides long. RefSeq lists its product as uncharacterized. The transcript has 5 exons. Bases 229 to 654 code for a protein of 141 amino acids. The record is from RefSeq and is a predicted model, not a curated record. NCBI's taxonomy places the organism in Eukaryota, Viridiplantae, Streptophyta, Magnoliopsida, Brassicales, Brassicaceae.